This is a messenger RNA of Corvus hawaiiensis (hawaiian crow), 3352 nucleotides long. It is a transcript of the gene TMPRSS6, whose product is annotated as transmembrane serine protease 6. Gene Ontology annotation, biological process: proteolysis. Gene Ontology annotation, molecular function: protein binding; serine-type endopeptidase activity. Lineage: Eukaryota; Metazoa; Chordata; Aves; Passeriformes; Corvidae. Bases 637 to 3000 code for a protein of 787 amino acids. The record is from RefSeq and is a predicted model, not a curated record. The transcript is spliced from 18 exons.
UAGGAAAAGUAGCUGAGGAGGAGGACCUGGGGCUGGAAGAAUAGCAGAUGCUGCAGGGAGGCAUAAGUGGUGGUGCAGCUGAGUGUGGGGAGCCCCGUGUCAGGAGAGUGGGCAGCGGGAAUUGCAAGCAGACAAGAGCGAGUCUCUGAGGCUGGCACUGAGAGGCACUGUGCUUUGCUUUCAUCCGCCUGAACACUGUGGCAACCAGACCCACUGUCUACUGCUGUCUUCCCUCUUUCCAGCCAUCUACACCUGCCAGCCAGCAUCUGCUCCAUCCCUGUGCAGGGGAGCACACACCGAUGAGACCAAAGAGGGUGCCUAAGAAAUACAGCAGUUGCUCAGCAACUCCUUGUCCCCCGAGGAGGACAACGUAAGCGAUCUGCACCCGUCUCCUGGGUUGCUCUUCUCUGCACAGCUGAAGGUGCUCCUACCUUGACUUUUUCUGGACUUCCCCUGCUCAGCCUGCAGAUCUUCUCCCACUUUAAGCCUCCAAACCCUCAAUUUCAGAAAAGGAAAAAGCCAUCGUGCAGGGUACGCUGACCCACUGCGGCAGGACGGUGCAGGACAAAGGCCGAGCUGAAGGGACAUGGCACGGGGUUAUUGAUCACUGAGGAGACCUUGAGCUGGACGCGCCUGAUGGAGGCCGAGGAACAGGAGGAAGACUCCAGCUCGCUCUCAAAUGACAAAUCAGAGACUAACUCACGUCGCUGCCUCCGCUAUGUGCCCCUUGGGAUAGCCUUUCUUGUGCUGGCUGGAGCUGCUGCAGCCACCUGGUAUUUCCUAGACUACAGACCAUGGCACCUGGAGCCAUCUGUCCUGCAGUUUUACUGUGGCAGCCUCCAGGUCCUCAACCGCCGGUACUCCCUGGACCUCGGGCAGGUGGAGUCCAGAGCCUUCUGGGUGGAGUCAGCUAAGCUCCAGAACAUGCUGAAGGAACUGAUUCGUGCCACGGAGCUGGGUCGAUACUACAACUCGAGCACGGUGUAUGCCUUUGGGGGGGGAGCCCUGACCUUCUUCUUCUGGUUCACCCUCCAAAUCCCUGAGAGUCAGCAGAAGGAAGCAACUGCUGAGAGGGUAAACACAGUGCUCCACCAAGAGCUCUCCACCAGCUUCAACAGCUCAGGCAGCCUGUCCUACCAGACGGAGUACAGGAUCAACCCAGACUCUCUGGUUCUCCUGGAAUCCAGUGUGAAAGACAUAGUAGUGCUGAAAUCCACUCUGGGUUGCUACAGGUACAGCUAUGUCCAGGAGGAUGACAUCCUAAGGCUGGAGGGCCCUGACUACCUGGCCUCCAGUUGUCUUUGGCACCUCCAUGGCCUCAAGGGCUACAUGAUCAAGCUACGCCUGGAGUGGACUCUGCCUGACUGCAGGGACCGCCUGGCAAUGUACGAUGCAGCCGGGCCCCUGGAGAAACACCUCAUCACCUCGAUCUAUGGCUGCAGCCGGCAGGAGCCCAUCGUGGAAGUCCUUUCAUCUGGCCCUGUCAUGUCCAUUGUGUGGAAAAAAGCCAUGUACAGCUACUAUGACCCCUUCAUCCUCUCAGCACAGGCGGUGGCCCUCGAAGCUUGUGAAGUGAACAUAACUCUGCGGGAGAGCCUGGAGUUGCAGGGGAAGAUCGGCACCCCACACUACCCCAGCUACUACUCGCCCAACACGCAGUGCACCUGGCACAUGAUGGUCCCAUCCCUCGACUAUGGGGUCACCCUCUGGUUCGACGCCUACGCACUCAGCAGACAGAAGCAUGACCUGCCCUGUACCCAAGGCCAGUGGAUAAUUCAGAACAGAAGGUUGUGUGGCCUGCGGACCCUGCAAGCCUACGCUGAGAGGAUCCCAGUCACAUCUUCUGCUGACAUCACCAUCACCUUCACCUCGCAGAUCUCCUUAACCGGCCCUGGCGUACAGGCAGCUUACAGUCUGUACAAGCAAUCUGACCCCUGUCCUGGGGAGUUCCUGUGUUUAGUGAACGGUUUGUGCGUCCCAGCCUGUGAUGGGAUCAAAGAUUGCCCCAAUGGACUGGAUGAGAGAAAUUGUGUGUGCCCUGCAAAGUUCCAGUGCCGUGAGGACAGCACUUGCAUCGAGUUCAGCAGGGUCUGCAACCAGCAGCUGGACUGUGUCAACGGGAGUGAUGAGGAAUACUGCAGUGGAGGGGUCCCCUGCAGUCCUUUCACCUACCGCUGUGAAGAUGGGACCUGUGUGAAGAAACCCAACCCCCUGUGUGACACCACUGCGGACUGCAAGGACCUGUCUGAUGAGAAUCACUGUGACUGUGGGAUGCAAGCCCCUCUCAGCAGGAUUGUGGGUGGUAUGAAUUCUGUGGAAGGGGAGUGGCCAUGGCAGGCCAGCCUGCAAGUUCGGGGCCGCCACAUUUGUGGGGGAACACUGAUUGCUGACCGCUGGGUGGUCUCAGCUGCGCACUGCUUCCAGGACGAGAGGCUGGCCUCCCCCUCCAUCUGGACCGUUUACUUGGGCAAAUACUUGCAAAAUGCCACCGGCCAUACAGAGGUGUCCUUCAAGGUUAUCCAUCUCUUCCUCCACCCUUAUUACGAGGAGGACAGCCAUGAUUAUGAUGUGGCCCUGCUCCAGCUGGACCAUCCUGUGAUCAUCUCAUCCUUAAUCCAGCCCAUCUGCUUGCCUGCUCCUUCUCACAUCUUUGAGCCUGGCCUUCAUUGCUGGAUCACUGGCUGGGGAGCCCUCAAGGAAGGUGGGCACAUCAGCAAUGUUCUGCAGAAGGUGGACGUGCAGCUCAUCCAGCAAAACAUCUGCAGUGAGGCCUAUCACUACAUGAUUACUCCCAGGAUGCUGUGUGCUGGCUACUACCAGGGCAAGAAGGAUGCCUGCCAGGGUGAUUCUGGAGGUCCACUGGCCUGCAAAGAACCCAGUGGCAGAUGGUUUCUGGCUGGUUUGGUCAGCUGGGGAAUGGGAUGUGCACGUGCAAAUCAUUAUGGAGUAUACACCAGGAUCACUCAAGUGCUGGGCUGGAUGAACCAAACCAUGAGCUGAGAAAAGUGCAUCUCUGUCUUCUCCCUAUCACACCUACACUCACAUGGCACUCAUUCCUGAUCUUGCUCACUUGCCUCUCAGAAAAAGAGUGUGGGAUGUUGUCAGACCCAGGAUGCUCUUCUGAACAGGGUUAAAAAAAGGCUGCUGCAGGGAUUGUAGAGAAAAGCAGGCAGACCCUCUUCCCCAUCAGUGCUUCCCAGGGAGCAUCCCAAGGGGGUUUUAGGCCAUCCAUCCAAAAGAGGGGGGAAGGGAGGGAGGUGGGGGAGUUGUGGGCAAUGACAUGACACACAGCAAUAGUCCCAAGCCAAUGGUUUCUGAGAAGAGGAAUAAAGGGAGUUGAACUUUCCAUGAA